AUGGCGAUCAAGUCCAAGCUCUUGUCUUGCAGCUUGCUGCUCCAAGCGCUGCUCCCCUCCAUCGGCGCCUUUGCCCAGGGGAAUGACAACCAGAUCCCUCUCGGGCUAGGAGACAUCUUUGGCCCCAACGACAAUGGCAAGAGGCCCAAUGUGCUCUUCAUCCUCACGGAUGAUCAAGAUCUGCACAUGAACUCGUUGGACUACUUGCCUCUGAUCAGGAAGCACCUCAUCAACGAGGGCACCUUGUUCAAGAAGCACUUUUGCACCACGGCCAUCUGCUGCCCUGCUCGUGUGACGCUGUGGACCGGCAAGGCUGCUCACAACACCAACGUCACCGACGUGUCCCCCCUCACGGCGGCUACCCCAAACCUCGGCUACAACACCUACUACGCCGGCAAGCUCUACAACGAGCACAACCAAUGGAACUACAACAACCCGUACCCUGCGGGCUGGACGGGCUCCGACUUCCUCCUCGACCCUUACACCUACAUGUACCUCAACGCCACCUUCCAGCGCAACCGGGACCCCCAAGAGCUACGAGGGCCAGUACAGCACCGACGUGCUCGCGGGCAAAGCCCUGGGCUUCCUCGACGACGCCGUCGCCGCGGGCAAGCCCUUCUUCCUCGGCGUGGCCCCGUGGCGCCCCACUCCAACGUCAACCUCGGCGCCCUGCCCGAGUCCAACGGCAGCGUCGCCCUCCCCAUCGACGGCGAGGACGCCUCCGCCUACUUCUCGCCCCCGAUCCCCGCCGAGCGCCACGCCCACUUGUUCCCCGACGCCGUGGUGCCCCGCCGCGCCAAUUUCAACCCGGAUAGCCCCUCGGGUGCUAACUGGAUCCGCCAGCAGCCCAAGCUCAGCCAGGAGAACGUCGAGUGGAACGAUCACUACUAUCGCAGCCGCCUGCGCGCCCUCCAGGCCGUCGACGAGCUCGUCGAUUCGGUCGUUAACAAGCUCGAUGCCUAUGGUGUCUUGGAUAACACUUACAUCUUUUACACCACGGACAACGGCUUCCACAUCUCGUACCACCGGCUGCAGCCCGGAAAGGAGUGCGGCUUCGAGGAGGACAUCAAUAUCCCUCUCAUCAUCCGCGGUCCCGGCGUGCCCAAGGGCAAGGUCUCCGAGAUUGUCACCACGCACACGGAUCUCACGCCCACCAUUCAUCCCCUCACCGAGGAGGGCCUUGAGGAGGCUACCAAGACGCGCCACGACCACGUUACCGUUGAGUUUUGGGGCAUCGCCGCGUCCGAGGGCAAGUAUGGCUACUUUGGCAGCAACAUUUCCUUCAUCACCAACAACACGUACAAGGCUAUUCGCGUGGUUUCCAAGGAAUACAACCUGUACUACUCGGUUUGGUGCACCAACGAGCACGAGCUUUACAACCUAAACACUGAUCCUGGUCAACUCAACAACUUGCUUGACCCCGAGGCCGCGGCCACCACUCUCUUUGGCAAGCCCCUCACCAAGGUGGUGGCCCGCCUCGAUGCGCUCCUCCUCGUCACCAAGUCCUGCAAGGGCGUCACCUGCGCCAGGCCCUGGCAGACACUUCACCCGCAGGGCAACGAGCAGGCCAAGGUAUCGUACUCCAAGUGCGAGAUGGGUUACAUUGUGGAAUCAGAGGGCGCGCAGUUUGAGACAGAUGGCGUGGUGUACAAGCACGGCACGUCGUGGAGCGAGUGGACGCCCAGCGCGGUGCCCAAAGCGCAGCCCGACGGACUGGGAAUGGAAAAUGAGGAUCCGAGCGGCAAAGCCCACGCAGUCACCCAGUCCCAAAAGAGGCCAAAUGGAUCCCCACCUAAGCUCCCCGCUCUCCCCGGCUGCGAGGGAGCACUGAGCAAGGGCGAUGGUGCCAGCGACGGGCGAAUAUCCGCCCUUUGCGUCUUGUUUAUCGGCCUUUCGGGAAAGACCAGAGGCAAAUUCCGCAUGCAGGACACGCUCAACGACGACCCUGCCACAACCCCUGAUUCGGAAACCCCCGAUUACCAAGCCCUUGAGGAUGACGCCGAUGACGAGGAAGAUGACCUCAAGAAAAGGUCCGCGUCGGGUCCCUCCACCCCGGUGAACCCUAUCAAGAAGGUCAUCGCCAUCCUCAUCCUCGGCAUGUUCACCGCCAACGCCGACGGCUCUCUCGUGCUAGCCACGCAUUCCACGAUUGCCUCCGAGUUCAACAACCUUGAGGCUUCUAGCUGGCUGCUCACCUCUUUUGCGCUGGCCGGUGCCUCGUGCCAGAGCAUUAGCGGCCAGCUGAGUGACAUCUUUGGCCGGCGACCCAUUCUUGCGUUAUCAUACACCUUAUUCGCAGCAGGAUGUGCCCUCGUCGGUGUUGGCCAAUCCAUGUGGCAAGUAGUCCUAGGAAGAGCCAUUUCCGGCGCCGGUGGCUCCGCGAUGGGUGUCGUAGCCGCGCUUCUCAUAUCAGACCUCGUCCCCAUCCGAGACGUCGCCGCCUGGCAGGCCGGCCUCAACCUCGCCGCCACAACAGGCCGAAGUCUCGGCGGCCCCGUCGGCGGCUUCCUCGCCGACACCAUCGGCUGGCGCUGGUCCUUCACGGGCCAAGCCCCCAUCUUCCUCGUCGCCACCUUCCUCAGCUGGAUCUUCCUGCCCCGGGGCCACUUUACUUACAACGACGACGAGGAGGACACCGUCGGAACGGGCUCCGCCACCCCCGUCGUACCUGAGGACGCCGACCCGGAGGCCAGCAUCGGCGUAGAUAGCGUCGUCGCGCCCGUCGGCGGGCCCGUACCCGCCGCCGUCCCCGUGCCCGCGCCCACCACCCCCGCCGAGACCACGGAAGCGCCCGCAGCAGCCGCCCCCAGCUCCGUCUCGCGCAUCGACUUCCUCGGCGCCUCCCUCUUGGCCGUCACCAUCCUCGCCAUCCUCGUACCCCUCGACAUCGGCGGCAAGUCCUUUGCGUGGACGCACCCCGUCAUCCUCCUCCUCUUCGCCACCGCCGUGCUCGCGGGGACGCUCUUCAUCCUCGUCGAGUCCCGGUGGGCCUCGGAGCCCGUCUUCCCGCUCGAGCUGCUGCGCUCGCGCAACAUCGUUAACUCGUACAUUAUCCUCGGCGCGAUGACGGCCGCGCAGCUCGGCCUCAUGUUUUCCGUGCCGAUUUACUUCCAGGUGAGCCAGCGCGUGUCCAACGCCAAGGCUGGCGCGCAUUUGUUUCCUGCUGUGUUGGGUAAUGCGAUUGGCGCGAUUGUGGCCGGUGUGAUCAUCAAGAGAACGGGCAAGUACAAGUCAACUCUCAUGUUCGGCACUCUCGCCUCCGCCUUUUCGUAUUUCCUUCUCUUUGUUCGCUGGCACGGCGAUACGAAUACGCUUGAGUCGUUGUACAUUAUCCCCAGCGGUUUCGGCAUGGGCAUCGCCCAGACCGCCAUCUUCACCUCCAUCCAGGCUUCCCUGGGCAUGAUCUUUGGCCUGGCGGUCGUGAGUGCUGUCGUCAUGGAGACGGUGAGGUGGAAGCUGGAUAAUCUCCUGAUUCUUCUCGACAUUGCAGAGGCCGCUCGCGCAGAGAUUAUUGAAAAGGCAGCUUCCAAUAUCGACUACCUAGAUGAAGUUUCCGGCGGCGUCUACUCGGCUAUUGUUGAAUCGUAUAUUCUUGGCCUUGAGUGGUCUCAUUUGGUGUCCAUCGGCGCUUCGCUGUUUGCCUUUGCCGCUGCCGCAGUUCUGAGAGAACAGCACCUCUAA
Molecule: messenger RNA, 3681 nt
Organism: Parascedosporium putredinis
Lineage: Eukaryota; Fungi; Ascomycota; Sordariomycetes; Microascales; Microascaceae
Source: the annotation of a GenBank genome assembly